GGGAAGCCAAUUCUGGGGACCGGUAGUGGAAGCUCUGAAGCUUGGUUCCGGCCACCUCAGCAGGAAGCGGAGACGCCAGCAGCUGGGUCUCCGGGAACUGAGAGAGAGACCUAACUGUGGUGGCGGCGGAGGAAACCCAGAGGACGCCGACUGCCGGGCGGCCCAGCGUGGGGUUCCUGUAACCUGCGAAGAUGUUGUUGCUCACGAUGAUCGCCCGAGUGGCGGACGGGCUCCCGCUGGCCGCCUCGAUACAGGAGGACGAACAGGCUUUUCGGGACCUUCAAAAGUACCAGAGUCAGGCUAAGCAACUCUUUCGAAAAUUGAACGAGCAAUCCCCUACCAGAUGUACUUUGGAAGCUGACACCAUGAGUUUUCACUACAUUAUUGAACAAGGAGUGUGUUACUUGGUUUUGAGUGAAGCUAACUUCCCUAAGAAGUUGGCUUUUGCCUUCCUAGAAGAUUUACAUUCAGAGUUUGAUGAACAGUAUGGAAAGAAGGUGCCCACUGUGUCUAGACCUUAUUGCUUUAUUGAGUUUGAGACCUACAUUCAGAAAACCAAGAAGCUAUACACUGACAGUCGUGCUCGGAGAAACCUAGGCUCCAUCAACACUGAACUGCAAGACGUGCAGAGGCUCAUGGUGGCCAAUAUCGAAGAAGUGUUACAACGAGGAGAAGCACUCUCAGCAUUGGAUUCAAAGGCUAACAAUUUGUCCAGUCUGUCUAAGAAAUACCGCCAAGACGCGAAGUACUUGAACAUGCGGUCCACUUACGCCAAACUUGCAGCAGUGGCUGUGUUUUUCAUCAUGUUGAUAGUGUAUGUGCGAUUCUGGUGGCUGUGAAGUAGUGAGCCCGGUCACUGGCAAGGGAGAACCUAGACCCCAGCAGGUGUGUGUUUUCAGGAAGCUGAGCUCACAGAGAUGUGUGUUAGAAUCCAAGUGGAACUUCUGCCUUUAAGGACCUUGCAAGAAAAGACAAAUCCUGAAAAUGAAAGGUUACACCUCAUUUAAUGAAGCUUAACCCUAUGGGGAAAGUCUCUUUUGGGGGCAGAGGCUUUCUCUGGGUGCUAAGCUGUAUAUGUUAGGGAACAGUAGAUUGUUUUAUUUUGGGUAUUUUUCCCCUCCCAGUGUUUUACAUUUUUAAAACAGCACUGACUGGGGCAUUCAUUCUUUAACGGAGCCAUCAGUGAGAUUUAACUAAACCAACCUGUGCUAGCAACAGGCUGAAAUUCCUGCAGAGAAGGCAGCCCUCUGGGAAGUUCUUUGACUCUAUCUGAUCAACAUUCCUUUUGUUGGUGACAUUUGUGAUUUUCAGUAAUCUGAGUUUCCGAUGGCCUUUUAAAUAAGACUCCAGUGUGUGAAGGUUAAUUGCUGUGCAGCAAAGAUCUUGUCUAUUGGCCCCUGUAGGAAGUUAACCUUUGUUAUUUUCCUUUUAUAUUUUGCUUAUUGCACAAUUGCUUUAGGGUUAAACGAAUUAUAUUAAGAUGCCUUGAAAUUCUAUUAUAGCACUCCUUGAUUAAGAAGCUAAAAUGUUUUCUGUCAUUUAUUCCUUAAAAGACUUAAAUUAGUUUGGGACAUUCUUAAUUUUAUUUUUCAACGUCUGGUUUAUAUGAAGAGUGAGGAUAGCAUACAUGUAGUCAGAGGCCCCUGACUUGAGGAGAAGAAAGGCCCAGUUCCUAACUAUAGCUUUGCCCUGCCCCUUUCUCACUGUCUCCACUACAGUCUUCCCCACUCUCUCCCUCUUGUCACAGUUGGCUGAUAUUUAAAAAAUUAUUCUGUGCCCAAUAGUUUCAUGUCCCAUAGGCAUCUUCUCAGGACAGUCUCAAAUUUCAAAAUGGAGAAUGUUCAGUUUUGUGGUUAAUUAAAUUUAAAGUUUUGCAGAGUGACUAUUCAAACUACUAAAUACAUUUAUCUGAGAAAGUCUGAGGGCACCUCACACCUGCGUAAGUUUAUAUAAAUUCUCUGCGAAUGACCUAGAGCUAGGCAACUCAUUUAUAGUGACUUCUAGUAACAAAUAAAAGUACCUAUGAUGUUUCCCCUUUUUGCUCAGGGAUAAUGGGGAGUUUCUUUUACCUUCUGAGAUUGAAUUUUCUAAAUGGGAGAAUAGGUCUUUUAAAUAUUGUCACAAGGGCCUGCAAUAUAACCUAUAACUCCUACAAAUACUGCAAAUAUUUCUUUAAAUUGUACAGGAAAAUGAGCCAUCUUCUUACCUCUUAACAUCUUCAGAAAGAACUUUAACCAGUGAGCAAUUUUAUAACUGUGGGCUCAUCAAAGCUACUGUCUUGAUUCCUGAUAGAGAAAAAUAAUUCUAUUUCUUUAUAACAAGGCGAGGAGAAAUGCUUAUUUUAUUCCUGAUAAUUUACAGAACUAGAAUACAUUUUUUUCUUUCCAUUUUGGACCUACAUCUGCCAAUUGGAGUUUUGUGCAUGAAAUAUGAAGUUACUUUUUAUAGAGAAUAAGUGCUUUUAAGUCUCCAAAGGGCUUGUCCCUAGGUAAUGAUGUUGGUAAUAAAAGCCUGUGAAAGGCUGAAAACUAAGUAGAGGCACCGUAGCAUUUGGUGCUUCUGUAGGAGUGGAGAGUGGCAGCUCGCUGUUGAGAGUUGCAUGCUGUAACCAAGUGGUCAGCAGUGAAAUAAAUACUUCUAGAAUGUUCCCUUCAGCGUGAA
Myotis lucifugus (little brown bat) is the source of this 2661-nucleotide messenger RNA. RefSeq names its product SEC22 homolog B, vesicle trafficking protein (gene SEC22B). Bases 192 to 839 code for a protein of 215 amino acids. The record is from RefSeq and is a predicted model, not a curated record. The transcript has 5 exons. Gene Ontology annotation, molecular function: SNAP receptor activity. Gene Ontology annotation, cellular component: endoplasmic reticulum membrane; ER to Golgi transport vesicle membrane; Golgi membrane. Gene Ontology annotation, biological process: endoplasmic reticulum to Golgi vesicle-mediated transport; vesicle fusion with Golgi apparatus; retrograde vesicle-mediated transport, Golgi to endoplasmic reticulum. Lineage: Eukaryota; Metazoa; Chordata; Mammalia; Chiroptera; Vespertilionidae.